AAUGCUUAGCUAUUUUUUCGGAAAUUUCAGACAUUUUUAAGAUUACCUAACGAUCGUAGAAAUAAAUUAAGGCUUCAAUUACUUCGGUUUUAGGAAUUUGUAGAUAGCAAAUAUUUGUACCUCCACGCUUUCAUCACACCUUUAUAUACCUAACUGACGUUCCUUCCUCUUUGCUGCCUUUAUUCGCGUUUUCGUAAUUAACUUUCUUCAAGCCUCAUGGCACUUCUGCUUCAUGCCUGAUUCCUGACUCCUCCACACCUUCUUCUUUCAUGUCUAUUAAUUUUCUUUGCGGUCCUUUAAGAUAUCUUUGAUGCCAUCUGUACACGUUUUUGAUGCAGUUUACGCCUUGAUCUUUUCAACUUUAGACUUCCAUUUUGGAUCUUCCUUACACUUCAGCUUCUUCACACACCAUUCCCUCACCAUACCUUCAUACUUAUUUCAUGUUGCCUUCGCGGUACUUGCUCGCCUUCUUUACACUUUCUUUCGCCACAUCUCCUUUUCUUUUACGUCUCUUCCUUUCAUUGACGUUCCGUUUCUUUACAUCUCUCUUUGCCAUGCUCUUUUUAGGCGUCUGUUAAUUUUUCAAAAUGACGCGACUCCUUCUUUUGGCGUUAUCCCUCGAUCACGGCGACUUUAUGUCUCCUCUUUUGAUUUCUUUGUUUCUCGAUUUUCUCUCACUUUUUUUACCAAGUCUGACUUAACUCUUAACUCUUUCUCGCUCUAGCAUUCUACACGUCACCCUAGCAAUACAGUUCUGUAUAAAAAGCGUUUAUUGUAAACUACGCCGCCGUCAGGUCCCAUAACAUUGUAGAUCCCGUUCGUGGAUCCAUACUGCCACGAUUUUUAAAUAUUAUCAAGCGAUAGUCAUGAAAAACUAUCUGACAGAAAGAAGUUGAGAGAUCAGUGUAUUGAUCGAACAAUUUCCACCGAGAAAAUUGAGCAAGGAGAAAUAUUCUCAGACUUUAUGUAUAAUGGAGCAGUUUACUGACAGUGACGGUUUAAAUUGUAAAAGAUAAUUGAGUGUAUUGUUCAUUGCUAAUAGCUUUAUUUUCUUUAAAUAUAUGCGGUGAGUAUUUAGGUAGAACAUUGGCUUGAAAGCACAGGAAAUCCCUUCUAAAACGUAACUACACCAUAAUAUGACACUUGACUGAUGACAGGAACCCGAUUUGGUAGAUUGAUAAAAUUAGUACACAAUUAACUAAAUCAUUUAUAAUUUACCCUAUGACAGCAAUAUGUGUGGAUAAUGUUUGUGUUUCGCGCCAUAAAGACCUUUAUACAUAAUUACAUUAAAUAGAAUGAUUAAUGGCUGUUUUCUUUUUAAAGCAUUAUUAUUUCGUCUGAUUUAUUAAAGGGUACCUACCUAUCUGUUUGAAGGAAACUCAAAUUAAUAUUAGUUGGGUACAUUCGUUGCAUUAUCCCUUACGUUGUAUUAGGAAGAACCUUUCGGAUAUCAAACGAUCAAGUGCCGAAUAAGAAAGGUGAAAUAAGUACCCAUCAAAGAAUGUUACAUUCAACUCACCAAUUACAUUUCAAAUUUGCAAAUUGACCCCUACCUGCUAGGAAGAUUUGCGGUUGGUCCGCAAAAUUCUGCCUACAAUGGUACCUAAUGAAACUCUUGUUUUCUACUUCAUAACGAAACCAGUCUUUGAAAACUGGUUGCAGGGGGGGGGGGCAUGACACCGGGUACUAAAACUGCUAGAUUUGUUCAAAUGAAUUUUGAUGAAGCAACUGGUCCUUUUUCUCCACGAAAGUAAAAAUAAAAGCAUAUUGUCACUUAUAUUUUGAUUCAUAUCUGGAAUUUGUUGUUUCCACACAAUGCGUAUCUUCAACAUGCGUCAAUUAUAUCAUCUCUUUCUCUGUAACAUGUGACGCAGUUCAGUUACAGCUGGACUGUGGUGCUAAGGGUCCCUAGUUCGAAUCCGGGUUCGGGCAUGGGUAUUUGUGAAUGUAUAGUGGGUUGGGUUGGUAGAGCACCCUUGUCUGAAACCCCGCCCACUCAAAAAUAAAGGCAAAAUGAAAUAAAAAUAAAGUAAGUAUGAUUAGAUAUGGAAUUUUCAAUUUCACGUUACAACUAUGUACACAACUUUAAUCGAGAUCAAUUUUACAUGAUUCAUUGUUUUCGUUUUGGGCUGAUUUUUGCGCUAAGUUCCACGAUUUGUACGUCAAAACUAUAUUUCAAAAGGUACCCCCCCCCCCCAGAAGGGGGUAGGGUCCUUACUUGCUUACUCGAAGUUCUGCAGUGUUUUUCUAUGCGAAGGUAUUUGUACGCAAACCAACGCGAUAACUUAAAGUACAAAGGCAGCACAAUAACAACACACGCGCUACCCAAAUAUGAUGUAGAUUAUUAAUAUGCGAAUAAAAAAAACUAUUUUAUUAUCUUAAAGUAACAACAAAUUGAAAUAGGUAUCAAUAUAUCGAAAAAAUUAAUGCAUGUACUGACAAGCAAUAAAUAGAAUAUUUUUCAAAACACUUCGGGCGACAAAAUUUUGUAUGAAGGUGGUUUUUAAAAUAAAAAACCUCAAAUGGUGUCUCAACGUAUGGGCUGUCGUUACAAUUUUUUUCCGGAAAAUUGUACCCGAAUAGACGCGUCGAAGUUACAUCCUGCUUUGUCUGAAAUGCUUACCAGCAAAAAUUUGGCGUUCCUGAGUAAGUAAAAACAAAGAGUCCGAACCAUUGCUUGUUUGGGAGAUGCGUGGUAACCCGCCUUUUCUGAUCUGGUCUUUAAACUCCAAAGAGUACAACGGGCGCACCAACGCACAUAAAUACCUAUGGUAGGCCAUUACGGCUAACUUUCAUUUUGUGAUGAUCUGGUCCUUUCAUUUUGUCGGGAAUUAUUAAGGGUUGCAAAAUACUUUUUCUCACAAAAGUAACAUAACGGCGUUUACCAAGACAACCAUCGAAGAUACUAAGUUGUAUAAAGAUGCAAUUAAUGAAACCAUUUAGUUGGAUGCAAUUUCGGAAUGCUGUAUCAAGUAGGGUUUUAGCUUGUAUGCCCCUCUUUCGUUAUUGAGAGACACAAUGAUCUGUUUUAUUAUGAUUUAAGAACAUUUAAAUAAGUAUCUAGUUAUAGCACUUUAAAACGAAGGAUUUCCCACGUUAUUAACAUUAUCAAAGGGACUAUGUGGCAAUUUUGGUGUGAGAAAAUUUCUUACUAAGCAUAGGAUAAUUUUGUCGCUAAUGCGCAAUCCAGAAGAACUCCCCCAAAUACGGAUUUUCGAGAAAAUAGUUUACUCUUGACAUAGACUUGUCUGUCACGAGACUGAGGUAUGUGUCUUGGAGACCCUGAGCCGUACGCGGUCGAUGCCUCCACAAUUAUACCUGGAGCCAUUUUUCUUUUAUGCCUUCCUUCCGGUAGCUGUUCUAUUAAAGGUUUUGUUAACAUACGCGCCCUUCGUUUGCUCUAUUUAAGUAAUUGUGUGAAAAAUCAAGUAAAUUCACUAACAAGAUACCCUUUGUUUUUAACAGUAGCAACGCACACCCAAAAGUCGGAACUCAGCAAUUGAAAAUCUUCAUUCUUAGUAUGAAGAUGUCAUUUAAGACUAAAAGGCGAGCACAAUUUGGUAUGCCAAGGAAAACUUUCUUCUGAGUAUCAAGUUAUAACCCCCAAAUUCCGCGUCUUCGUUAGUAUUAACGCACAAAACGUUGUCCCACAAAUCAGCAGAAAACUAGCUGAAAUUAACAUGUUAUGGACGUUUCUAUAGUUAGACAUGGGGGAACAACAAGAAAUGAUGCAAAUGAUAGUAAAGUUUUAUUUUAUAAGAUCUACGAUAAGUAAUAAACCUCUGUUAUUACAAUAGACUAGACGUAAAGACCAAACACUUUUUUACGGACGAUCUCCAGAAGGAAAAAUACCAACAUGGUUUUGGGGGGAUUUAGGUCGCAAUCGAUAUUGUGAGUUAGAUUUAUCGGUAUUAGGCUCCUCUGUCUAUACUUACUGUUUGAACAACUUUGUUGGUUGCACGUUAUCCCAGUGAUCCCAUAAUACUAUCAAAAUUAGGUUUGUCCAACACUAAAUUAUGGUUUUUUAAUUGUAAAGGGCAUAUUUCUUUUUCAAUUUGUAACUUUAUAGCUACUCAAAAUCGAGUCUCGGGCAUAAACGACAUUCACAAUUUGUUUAAAAUGUUCAAUCAAAUGUUAAUUUUUGUGGAUGGUUUCAAAACUACGAGCUGCGUCAAUGUUGUGAACCUUGCUGGGCAAACAGUUUCAUUCAGUAGGAAAAAUACGGUAUAUGACAUGCAUGAAGCUGUCGGGUGUAAUCGUGUUCACACACCUUCACCUACAAGAUGUAUACAUUUGUUUUGCACAAAUUUGAAUUAUUCUCAACCUUGGCCAUUAAUGGGCUAAUUCAAAUACGCUACACAAUCUCACGGAUUAGGAAGGUAGAUCUCGAUUAAACAGUAACUUAUUUAUACUCUUAAUCGUGCGUGAUGCACAUUUUUGUUAUAAUUUUGGUAAGCUAGAAACUCCCAUACGCGCAUAUUGUUCUUACUCUUCUGACGAUUUGUGAGCCGUCUGCGGAAGCCUGUUUCUACACUCUCCAUUCCUGGCGCAGUAAAAAACUCAAGCAGAGAUUCGACAAGUGGUCGAGUACAGCCGGAAGAGUCGGGAGUUGCAUUAGUGUCGCACACGGAGUAUCCGCGAUUCAUGGAGGAAAGGCCGACCGGACCAGGUGUUUAUAAAGGACCAUCAUCUGGUAGCCUAAAACAUAAACCUAAUGUAGGUUACCGGUUAGGACGGCGUAAAGCUUUGUUUGAAAAACGGAAAAGAAUUAGUGACUACGCGCUCGUUAUGGGUAUGUUUGGAAUUAUAAUUAUGGUAAUCGAAAACGAACUUUCAAGUGCUGGAGUCUAUCGUAAAGACGAAUUUUACUCAAUUGCGCUCAAAACAUUGAUAUCUGUAUCGACUGUGAUUCUUCUAGGCCUCAUAGUUGCCUACCACGCUUUAGAAGUACAGCUUUUUAUGAUAGAUAAUUGUGCAGAUGAUUGGCGAAUAGCAAUGACAUGGCAGCGGAUUGGCCAAAUCUCAAUGGAGCUUGCUAUAUGUGCUGUGCAUCCAAUUCCUGGAAACAAUCAGUUCGUUUGGACAACAAAGUUGGCGAACAAGAAUGGUGGAAUUGGAAAGAAAUGUGUUCCAUACGAUGUGCCCUUGUCUCUACCGAUGUUUCUACGACUUUAUUUAAUAUGCCGCGUGAUGCUUCUCCACAGUAAACUGUUUACCGACGCGUCUUCUAGAAGCAUCGGUGCGCUAAAUCGGAUAAAUUUUAAUACGAGAUUUGUGCUUAAAACGCUUAUGACAAUUUGUCCUGGAACUGUUUUGUUAGUGUUUAUGGUGUCACUUUGGAUAAUAGCUAGUUGGACUCUACGGCAAUGUGAAAGGUUUCACGAUGAGGAGCAUGCAAAUCUCUUAAACGCCAUGUGGCUUAUUGCUAUAACGUUCCUUAGCGUCGGUUUUGGUGAUAUUGUGCCAAAUACUUACUGCGGAAGAGGAAUUGCAGUUAGUACAGGCAUUAUGGGUGCUGGAUGUACGGCACUUUUAGUAGCUGUAGUUUCGCGUAAACUGGAAUUAACAAGAGCUGAGAAACAUGUGCAUAAUUUUAUGAUGGACACUCAGCUCACGAAGCGACUCAAAAACGCCGCCGCGAAUGUUUUACGAGAAACAUGGCUGAUAUACAAACAUACAAGGCUAGUGAAAAGAGUAAAUCCCGGUAGAGUACGCACUCAUCAAAGGAAAUUUCUUCUCGCAAUUUAUGCAUUAAGAAAGGUAAAGAUGGAUCAGAGAAAAUUAAUGGAUAACGCUAAUACUAUUACCGAUAUGGCCAAGACCCAAAAUACAGUGUACGAAAUUGUCUCGGAUAUGAGUACAAGACAGGAUACGUUAGAAGAUCGCCUAGCGACUGUAGAAGAUAAAUUGGUGACACUACAAGAGCAGCUAGAUCUACUUCCCGAUCUAAUUGCUACACGCAUUCAGGCGCAGGCGGAGAAAAUGGAACAAAGGAGGAAUUUUUUGCAUCCAGAGUCAGCGGUCGGCCUCCAACAAGCCAGAAGCGUUCCGCCUGCAUGUCCAUGGCCUGGGCCUACAUUGCCACCCUUAGGCAAGUCUCCGACCACGUCUACAUCACAAAGCUGAUUGCCCUAUUAUGGCGACUUUACUACCCAGUUGUUAAUUAGGUAUCAACUUUUAUUGUGUAUCGUAAAUAAUUAAAUUGUUAAUUUUUUUUAAUAAAAAGGCGUAACGAUAUCUAUCGCACACAGAAGUUAACUUUGAACAAAGGUGUAGGUAUCUAAGAUACUAUUAUGUAUAAUACACAAUAAAAGUAGGAGUUUUUAGAGCCUUGACUAUGUGCAGUAUUAGUUUUUAAUUAAGAUAAGUACUUUUACAGAUCACAAAGCUAGUUUUAGGUACUAAUAAGUUAUUUAAUCCAGAAUCAUCGACACUGUAAAUGCCAUAAUCAUACAAAGUAAGCCUUUCUAAUUUCAAGACUGAUUUGUUUUAAAAAAUAAUAACACAACAAAUCGUUAAGAACUAGGAUUGAUAAUACUUAAUUAGGUAAGUCACUUUUAGUAAGUAAAACCGAAACAUAUUGGUACCCGGUGGUUUUGCCGCGUAUUUAUUGUGUAUGAUUAUGGUAUUCGGCACAAAAUAAAUCGUCAUUUAGUUACAAUCAACAAUUACUAGCACGCAUGUGUUGUGGAUCAUAUUAAGUAGAUUUAUUUAGUAGGUACUGAUAAAAUAGUGUAGAUAGAUAAAAAGGAUUGCUCUUUAUUAUAGUGAGUAAAUGACCUACCUUGUGAUUAUUACAUUUAAAAAGUUAAUUAGAUUAGUUAAUUUAGUAUUACUUGGCAUCUAUAACUUAUUUUGUACCUGCAUCGAGAUAUUAAACACAACGGCUAAUUAAACGUUUAUACACGUGUUAUUCCUUUAAUUCAACAAAGGGUACAUAUUAAGCGAAGGGCACAAAAGUGACAUCGAAGUAAAUGGCAACUAAUGUUAUAGAUGAAUGUAGGUGCCAUACGUUUUCUAAUUGUGCGCAUUUUUUUAAUUAUUAUUAGAAGUUUUAGAUCCCAAGUACCUACAGUGAUAUUUGGUUCAUAAUUAAUGGUAAGCUUAUUCUUACAAGGAUAUUUAUGUUAAAACAAUGCAUAAGUUAAUGCGCAGUACUUCCACAAAUUUACAACAAUAUAAGUUUCCUUGUAAUAAUACCUUUAAAAAUAUAAAAAGAGGAAAAUAUAGUGGAAAUACCGGUGUGAUAGUGUAAUGGUGCACCUUAAGCAUUAUAUAUUCAGAGGUCCAAAUUGUUAAACUGUUAGUGUUUUCUGCAAUUUCACAAGUUUUAUAAGCAUAUAUUAUAAUAUGAAUUCAUAUAUACCGUAUAUUUAUGAAACUAUACCUACGUACUUAGCCAGUUUAUAUUAAUUAGCAUUAAAAUAUUUUCAAAUGCAUUACUAUGUUACCCUACUCAUGUUA
Molecule: messenger RNA, 7464 nt
Organism: Photinus pyralis (common eastern firefly)
Lineage: Eukaryota; Metazoa; Arthropoda; Insecta; Coleoptera; Lampyridae
Gene: SK
Product: small conductance calcium-activated potassium channel protein
Exons: 10
Coding region: 4645-6126 (493 amino acids)
Biological process (GO): potassium ion transmembrane transport
Cellular component (GO): neuron projection; neuronal cell body; plasma membrane
Molecular function (GO): small conductance calcium-activated potassium channel activity; calmodulin binding
Source: RefSeq, a predicted model, not a curated record